AUAAUUUUUAUUUUCAAUCAUAAUUAACAACAAUGCGAAAACGAAAUUCCAAUAAAUCAAUUAAUUCGAUGAUCAACAAAGUUGAUCAACAGCAAUCAACAACAAAUGAAACAAUGAUGAAAAAUAAUGCUCAACAAAGAAAUGAACAAAAUUCACCAUCAUCAUCAUUUGAAUGGAAAAAAGCAUGGUUAAUGAUAAAAUGUACAACAUUUUGUUUCAUCAAUAUGGCACUACAAGAACAAACACUCAGAUUGGCACCAAAAUCAUCAAAUUUCAUUUCAUUUAUUCAACAUUUAUUCAUUACAAUAUGUGGCCUAUUGUUUACUAUUGGUCUACCAUUUGGUUUAGGUGUUCAUCGGCCACAAGUGCCCAUUAGAUAUUAUUUGCCAUUGGUAUUUCUAAGUUUUUUUACAAUUUUCACCAAUAAUUUAUCAUUAAAUUAUGGCAUUUCAAUACCAUUGAUGAUGAUAUUUAAAUCGUCUAGUCUAGUGGCCAAUAUGUUAUUAGGAAUGUUAAUACUACGUCAUCGUUAUUCAAUGAAUAAAUUCUUUUCAGUUAUUGCCAUUACCAUUGGUCUAAUAUUGUGUACAAUUGAAGAUUAUCGUUUAAAAUAUUCACUAGAUUAUGUGGACAUAUUUUCAUCAUUUUUGUUUUUUAAAUUUACAAAUAAUCAUUCAAUUACCACCACUACAUCAACAACAACAAUCGGCAUAACAUUAUUGGCGGCAUCAUUUCUAUCAUCAGCUGCUGUCGGUAUUUAUCAAGAAUAUUUGGCAAAAAAUUUUGUUAAAAAUUCAAAUGAAGCAUUAUUCUAUGUUCAUAUAUUGUCCAUACCGAUUUUCGUGAUUACAUCCAUCGAUGAUAUUCAUUUACAUUUUCAAUUAUUCAUCGAACGAUUGAAUGUUAAUACAUUAUUUGAUCUACCAUUUUAUCUAUUGUUGACUGUUUUAACACAAUAUCUAUGUAUAUGUUCAGUAUAUGAUUUAAUUAUGCAUUGUAAUUCAUUAUCCGUUACAUUGUGUUUGACAAAUCGAAAAUUUUUAUCAUUAUUAUUUUCAAUAUUUUAUUUUGGCAAUCCAUUCACAAUUUGGCAUUGGAACGGUACAUUGAUUGUGUUUGGCGGUACAAUUUGUUUCUAUUUAAUCGAUACUAUAAGCACUAAUGAUAAUGGAUCAAUUAUGAAGAAAUCUGAUUAAUCUGUCUUUUAUUAUUGAUAAAUUUUUUUUUGACUGGC
This is a messenger RNA of Dermatophagoides farinae (American house dust mite), 1234 nucleotides long. RefSeq names its product nucleotide sugar transporter SLC35B4. Gene Ontology annotation, biological process: UDP-N-acetylglucosamine transmembrane transport. The record is from RefSeq and is a predicted model, not a curated record. Gene Ontology annotation, molecular function: UDP-xylose transmembrane transporter activity; UDP-N-acetylglucosamine transmembrane transporter activity. Gene Ontology annotation, cellular component: endoplasmic reticulum membrane; Golgi membrane. Lineage: Eukaryota; Metazoa; Arthropoda; Arachnida; Sarcoptiformes; Pyroglyphidae.